AUGCCGCAGUCAUCGCAUCGAGACGACUUUUUCCAGACGGAUGCGUCAAUAGAAGAUAAUGAUCGCAAGGUCGCCAAGUCCAAGAAUGAGAAUGGCAGUCCUAUAAGAUUACAAAGCAAAAUAUUGGCCAUCACAGCUGAUCCUUUCAGCGUAAAUUCUGUUUAUAUUGCCGAGAGUGCUGGUUUGAUAAGGAAAGUUGGUCUAGAAACGGGUGGAACAUUGGCUCUUUAUAGAGGUCCAACAUCCCCUGUUACAAGUGUUGCUUUUAGCCCAGAUGGUAAAUUGAUAUUCGCUGGCUGCUGGGACAAGACAAUCUGGAGCUGGGAUGUACGGACGAGACAGCCACAGCGACGAUACGAAGGCCAUUCGGAUUUCGUAAAGACUGUCGCUUGUGCCCAUAUAGGCGGUAAAGAUGUGCUGAUCUCUGGCGGAGCGGAUUCUAAAAUCAUAACAUACGACAUCGCUAGCGGUGAAAAACUACAAGUCCUGAAAGAUCACUUGAGAGGCGUCCAAGACUUAUGCAUUGAUCCGGUAACUCUAGAUCAAAGCCAACAAACCAUCAAGCUAUUCUCAGCUGGAAGCGAACGAGAGAUUCGAGAAUAUACACUUGGCCUAGCAACGGCCAAUGUUGAGGAUCCCCUCAUUGUCCACGAAACAAGUGUAUACAAGCUAUAUUUCGACGAAGAUGGCGACCUGUGGACUGCUUCUGCUGACAAGUCGGCAAAAUGUCUUACACGGGACAGUGGCUGGAAACCGAACAUGACACUCGAGCAUCCAGACUUUGUUAGAGAUGUGGUGGUCUUUGAACAAGGGGGUUGGGUCAUCACGGCAUGUCGUGACGAAGAGGUCCGAAUAUGGAACAAAGCGACGGGCGCUCUAUACCAUACCUUCACCGGGCAUUUUGAGGAGGUGACUGGUCUACUUUUGAUUGGAAGCCUAGUUAUUAGUGUCAGCAUAGAUGCGACCAUCAGGCAGUGGAGUCUCAAACCAACAGAUCUACAAAAGGCUAUCGAAGAAGCUAAAAAGAAACCAGCUGAAGAAGAACAGCCGAAGCAGGAAUCCAUGUUGACUGAAGAGGAGGAGCGGGAGCUAGCCGAGCUGAUGGGUGAUGACUGA
Talaromyces amestolkiae is the source of this 1116-nucleotide messenger RNA. RefSeq lists its product as uncharacterized. The coding region runs from base 1 to 1116 and encodes 371 amino acids. Gene Ontology annotation, molecular function: protein binding. The transcript is spliced from 4 exons. The record is from RefSeq and is a predicted model, not a curated record. NCBI's taxonomy places the organism in Eukaryota, Fungi, Ascomycota, Eurotiomycetes, Eurotiales, Trichocomaceae.